Messenger RNA from Lathyrus sativus (Indian pea), 867 nucleotides. NCBI's taxonomy places the organism in Eukaryota, Viridiplantae, Streptophyta, Magnoliopsida, Fabales, Fabaceae. The record is from the annotation of a GenBank genome assembly.
AUGGCCGAAUCACCACCUAGAAGGAUUUCAAAGUCCCCUUCACCGUCACCCUGGAAGGCUCAAUCACGAUCACGGUCAAGAUCAAGGUCGAGGUCUGUGCCAAGACAAAGACCAAGAUCUGACUCCAGAGGUCGUGGCAGAUCAAGGUCUCGGAGCCCGGAAAGGGGGGCCAAUCCUACAAAUCCUGGUAAUACACUUUAUGUUACUGGUCUAUCUUCAAGGGUCACUGAGAGAGACCUCGAGGAGCAUUUUUCCAAGGAGGGAAAAGUUGCUUCAUGCUUUCUUGUAGUGGAGCCACGUACACGAAUUUCUCGUGGUUUUGCUUUUGUUACAAUGGAUUCCCAUGAGGAUGCUGAACGGUGUAUCAAGUAUCUCAAUCAAUCAGUUUUAGAGGGUCGUUACGUCACUGUAGAACGGUCAAGAAGAAAGCGUGCAAGAACUCCAACACCAGGGCACUAUCUUGGGCUGAAAAAUACUAGAGACUAUGGCUCUCGUGGUGACAAUCGUGAUGACUUUCGUGGUGGCAAUCGUGGUGACUUUCGUGGUGACUAUCGCGGUGACAGUCGUGGUGACUAUCGCGGUGACAGUCGUGGUGACUAUCGCAGUGACAGUCGUGGCGGCAGUCGUGGUGACUUUCGUGGCGACGGUCGUGGCGAUUUUCGUGGUGACCGGGGAAGGAAUUACGGUGGUUCUGGUCGUGGUGAUUAUUCACAUCGUAGGUCUCCAAGGCGUUCACCAUAUCGUGGAGGCCAAGAUCAUUCACCACAGCACUCACCCUAUGUUGGGAGGUCUAGGAGGGAGAGAUCCAGGUCUAUUCCCCAUUCUCCUUAUAGCCCAGACAGGAGGUAUGCUGGUGGAUCUAGGUGA